AAAUACUGUAAAAACGAGGAUCAAAGAGUAGAGUUAACUUCACAGUUAACAGUAACACCACUGUCAAUUUCUUUUCAAAAAAAAAAAAAUCACCUUCCUCAACAGAGGCAGUCACGUGUGCUCUGCGGUACGGCGUCGUGCUUUCCGCCCCGCCACCACCACCAAAUUUUCUCUCUCACACACUAGUGCGUGCCGUAUCUUCCUCUGUUACCAUUUACUCGAUAUGGUUGCUUCGAAGAGUAACGGUUCGUCGCUGCCUCCGCCGCAUCCGAGGUCGCCGCCGCAGUUCCCCGAUUUGUACGGGAAGCGGCGGGAGCUCGCCAGGGUUCAGAUGCUUCAACGAGAGAUUGGCUUUCUAGACGAAGAACUGAAGUCUCUUGAGAGUAUUCCACCAGCUUCAAGAUCCUGUAAGGAGGUCGUUGAUUUUGUGACAGGAAAUGUCGAUCCUCUCAUACCUACAAUUAAGAAGACUCGAAGAUCACGUCGUUUCUGGAAAUGGCUCUGUGGAGUGUGCUGCUUCGACGUUUCAUGGAUUUGCUGCUGUGGUUGUUCGUGUGAUCUUAGUAUGCCCCAGUGCUGCGACUGUAUGACGUGUAAUUCCUGCAGCAACCCGUGUCAGAACUGCGGAAUACCAGCAUGCCAGUGUUUCCCAUGUUUUAGUAGCAAAUGCUUUAAGAAGAGGAAAUGCAGCCUGAAGUGCAGAAGCAGCUGCUGCUGCUGCAUGCCAAAGCACUCCUGCUGCCCAACCUGCUCUUGCACAAGGUGUACAUGUUAUCCUAAAUGUCCAAACCUAAACAUAUGUUCAUGUUGUCACAAAACCUGCUGCUUCCCUUGCUAUUACUGUAUGUAAAUUUUAAUGGAUAAAUAUAUUCUUGUUAUAGUCAUUUUUAUCUGGGGCCCAUUAA
This is a messenger RNA of Salvia splendens (bonfire salvia), 905 nucleotides long. RefSeq names its product guanine nucleotide-binding protein subunit gamma 3. The coding region runs from base 224 to 850 and encodes 208 amino acids. NCBI's taxonomy places the organism in Eukaryota, Viridiplantae, Streptophyta, Magnoliopsida, Lamiales, Lamiaceae. The record is from RefSeq and is a predicted model, not a curated record. The transcript has 6 exons.